UGUAAGCAGCCCGGCGCUGCCUGGAAGCGCGUUACUGCCAACCUUCCCGAGCAAUCCCUUCCUCCAAUCCGGUGUAGCGCACACGGUCUCUCUAAGGAGUGGCGUCCUUCCAUACCGUGUGAGCGGUCUUCCUGCCAGACAGCUAGAUGUGCAGAUAGUAUAAAAUGGCAGAACUUCUAAUGGAAUGUGAGGAGGAAGAGCUGGAACCAUGGCAGCAAAGAAUAAAAGAAGUUGAGGAUGAUGAUGAUGACGAUGAACCAAUAUUUGUUCGAGAGAUCAGUGGUUCAAAAUCAGGGAGCACAAACAAGACUUCCCUUAAUACAUCUGGGGUUCAACAUGGCUCAUCUCGAAUUGAGAACGGGACAUCAACCAGAGGAACAAUUCAGCUUUCCAGUAACCACUUUAAGACUCCAUGUACAUCAAAUCCAAGUGUUUUGCCUGUUACAUCUAUAUACCAGCCUACAAGUAAAGCAGCUUCCAGCUCUGCCGUAGUACAACCACUGCCAAGGCCAAUUGUCUCCCCAGAAGCAUUAAAGAGACCUAUCACUGCAUGUAUGCCGUCACAUCAACCACCCAGAGCAAGCCCUACAAUACAACAGCCUGCCUGUAGGACUGUAACAGUCUCUUCAAAUUCUCAGAUAACAAGUCGAAAUAUCACCUUCCCUGCAAUGACCCAGCCUGCCCUCAGACCAGUUGCAACCAUAACUGCACAGCCUGUUAUAUUAAAUCAGGGUUACUUUGUGAACUCCCCCCAGGUUUCAUCAAACAAUUCCCCAAAUGUAAUGUUUGCUUUACGUCAAAGCACUGCAUUAUCACAGUAUCAAGGAGUGCAAAGUCUCACAGCAACAGGAAGUGCUUCUCCGUUAGUCCGACCAGUACAUCCUCUUACCCAAAUCCGUCCUGUAACAACUCCAGCAAGGACUGCACCCAUGGUACCUAAUAGACCUGUGUCCCAAGGAGCACCCGUGACCCAAAACAGCAUCAGUCAUGUGCCAGUACAUCAACAACCCUUACUACUAAAUUCACAAAAAAAUCAGCAAAGCUCUACAGCUCUCUGUCGCAGUGACAUUGUAUCUAUAGAAAAACGCCCUGCUGCUCCUGAGGUUCACAUUUCACCAAAAAAGCCAAAAAAUAAUGAAAGUGAAAGUGAAAGCCGAUCAGCUACUACAUUAUCACCAGUAAAGCCAAAACCACCAACUCCAUCACAAAAUCCUCCUUUGAAAGGUACUACUUCCACACCUACACAGGGGAAAAAUGGAACAUCAUUUCCAAGAGCAUGCCCCAAGUGCAAUAUAUUAUUUAACCUUUUGGAGCCAAUGAAAAGACACAUGAAGUUUUGUUGUCCAGAUAAAUUACAGAACUUUUUCCUUGGAGUAAUGUGCAUUGAAACAAAAGGCUCUCAAGAGAUUGUAGAGGAAAUGGAGAAAGGAAAGCUAAUCAUGUUAGUUAGUGACUUCUAUUAUGGAAAGCAUGAGGGAGACCUUCAGCUUGUGCAAAAGGAGCAGAAAACACACACCACUUUCAAAUGUUUCAGCUGCCAGAAGGUUCUUAAGAACAAUGUAAGGUUUAUGAACCACAUGAAGCAUCAUUUGGAGCUUGAGAAGCAGAGCACAGAAAGUUGGGAAAACCACACCACCUGCCAUCAUUGCUACCGACAGUUUCCCACACCUUUUCAGCUGCAGUGUCACAUAGAGAGCUCACACACUCUUUAUGAAUCAACAACAAUUUGCAAGAUAUGUGAACUAUCGUUUGAAUCCGAACAGGUUCUUCUGCAGCAUAUGAAAGACAAUCACAAGCCUGGUGAAAUGCCAUAUGUUUGUCAGGUGUGCAAUUACAGAUCAUCCACUUUUGCAGAGGUAGACAACCAUUUUAGGAAUUCUCAUGAAAAUACAAAGUGUCUGCUCUGCCCUUUUUGCCUCAAAGUAAUUAAAUCAGGAACAACAUAUAUGCAACAUUACAUGAAGCAUCAAAAUAAGGGAGUAUAUCGAUGUGUUAAAUGCAGACUGCAGUUUUUGACUGGUAAAGAAAAAUUGGACCAUAAAACACAGCAUCACAGAACAUUUAGAAAGCCAAAACAGUUAGAGGGUCUGCCACCUGGUACAAAGGUUACUAUUCGAGCUUCAGUUGGAUCCAUCGUCAGCACUGUUCCACCUCCCACCUCUGCAGUUAACACUAAUACUAUGUCCAAUGCACUCCAAGUGUCUCCAAAUGUCAAGAAUACCAAUGUCAAGAAUACCAAUGUCAAGAAUACAAAUGUCAAGAAUACAAAUGUCAAGAAUACAAAAGUUAAACCCAUUCUGACACCUGUAGCUAAGUUAAAAGUGAAUAAAUUGAAACCAAAACCUAAACCUCCACCAGCAAAGAAGAAACCAGCCACCACAAAAACCUCAAAGAGAAUCAAAAUGGUCAAUACAGCUUUGCAAAAUCUAAGGACCAAUACUGGGCCCCAUAAGUGUCUUGAGUGCCAAGCGGAAAUCAAAGAUUUUGAAAACCAUUUCCACACAUAUGUGCACUGCAGCAAAUGCAAGUUCAGUACAAAUUGUAAUAAAGCCUAUUUGAAUCAUACAUUAAGCUUUCAUGGCAGAAAAUCUAAUAAAAAAUCUUGGGCAGCUAAGAAGGCUUCAAAAGAUAAGAGGCGUAUUACUCUUGUGUGCCUCAACUGUGAUUUCCUGACUGAUGUUUCUGGUUUAGAUGAAAUGGCAAUUCAUUUGAGUGCAAACCAUACCCAUGCAUGCCAAGUUAUUCUAGAAAACGUUUCCAUAUUUUCCUCAACACUUGAAGGGGACAUGUCUAAAUCAAGACCUGAAUCUUCAGUAGAAAAAAUCUUAAAAUAUAAGAAACAUAAAAAUGGUGCAGAUGUGGCAGGAGUGACAAAUAAAAGCAUAAAGAAAAGUAAUUCAUCAAUGAAACAAAAUACUAGUCAAAGUAAAAAUGCAGAUCAAGUGAAAACCAGUAUAUCGUUGCGUAAGAGGCACAUUAUUUCAUUUGAAGUCGAAAAAGACUUGGAUAUACUAACUCCAAACACCUGCUCUGCUAAACAAGAUGAUGGAGAAGCAGAACUGUUGAAUGUAGAUAUUAAACAUGGGACUGAUAAUGAUCAAGAUGACAUUUCUAGUGAAGAAGUUGGUACAGCCUCAUCUCAAAAUUCAGCUGUAAAAGAAUUUGACCAUCCUGGAGACAUCAAAACCGCUUCUGACGACUCUUCUGUACAUACAAGUGACCAAAUGGAUCUCAAGCGGGCUGGUGAGGAAGAUGUUAGUGUUGAGCAGUUUUUAAGGCGACAAGAUGAACCAGAAUCCAUGAGCUCUGAUGUCAGCGAGGAAAGUAGUGUUCACCUGGAGCCGUUAACACCUUCUGAGGUUCUAGAGCAUGAAGCUACAGAGAUAUUACAAAAGGGAGGUGUUGCUUCUAGUCCCGAGAGAGGACCAAAAAAUGAAAAAUCUGAAGAGGAUAUUGAAGAAAGCAAUGCGGUGUCUUCCUCUGUUGAUAAAAUUGAUGGGGAAACUGUUUUAAAUAUAGUUGAAAGUUGAAGUAAUUUGUGCUCUAAGUGUUAAAGCCACUUGGAAUAUUACUGCUAAUGCACUAGAUAAUGGAUUUUAGUGCUCAUUUUAUAUCUGAUCACAAAAAUUAACUUCUUUCCUAUUUGAUUAUUUAAAAAAUAAAUACUCUUGAAGGCAAAGAAUAAGAAAAAAUCUAGAGACUUGGCAUUUGUCAGUGUUAUAAUGCUGCCAGUUAAAAAAAAACAUAUUUUGGGGUAUAACUACUUUGAAAUUUGUUGAUGAACACUCCUUCUGUGUUAAAAGUCAAACAAUGUAAUGAAUGUAAGACAGUGUUCCUCUGCUAUUUACUGGUGUUGGAAAAGCAUAUAAUACAUACGAUAGAUUAACUUGUUAUUCUUACUAUAAUGUAUUAGAACAACAUGGAGAAACUUAAAACCUACACAGUGUCAAAUAUAAUUUACAUCUUUAUUUGAGAAAAAGAAUCUAUGCACCUCUGUUUGGUGUAUACUUGCCAGUCAUUUUUUGUUAAACUUUCAAUGAAAGUGAAAAUGAGUAUAUUAAACACUUGUAUAUAAGUAUAAAUAUAUAUAGGAAUUCUUAAAAACAAAACUGUAGAUAUGUGUGGGGGAUUUUUUUUAGUUUGAAAAUUAUUAAAUAUCUUUGAUACUGUAAGUUGAAGAUAGAAGCUCAAGAAUAGAAAAUUAAACAAACAUGAUGGAUUAUUGCAAAUGGAGUAUAAAUCAAUUUUCCAAAUCCUUAAAUUUGUCUUGCUUCAGCAAGUAAAUUGCAGUAUGUUAUUUGGAAAAGUAUUAUGUCCAGUAGUGGAAAAGGCAGCCAAAGCAUAACAGGGCAAAGUGUUUAAAACUACAUCGCACAGACAAGUGCUUUUGUACAACAUCUGUAGUAAAAAAUAUCAGAUGAGAACGUGUUUUUUAUUGUCUGACUAGGUGUUUAGCAUUUAGACACAGGAAUGCUUUUUUAUCGUUUAAAAGUAGAGUGCUUUCAAGUACUAAUCAAUACCAUGAUUAUUAAACUAGUUAUGAGCUCAUAUCCUUUUUUAGACAUGUUCAGAUGGUUGUUUUAUCAUUUUAAAAUAGGUUUAAAAUUGUUCUGUAAAUAUUACUUUCUAAGUAAAUAUUUGCAACAA
Molecule: messenger RNA, 4647 nt
Organism: Bombina bombina (fire-bellied toad)
Lineage: Eukaryota; Metazoa; Chordata; Amphibia; Anura; Bombinatoridae
Gene: ZNF280D
Product: zinc finger protein 280D
Exons: 22
Coding region: 165-3530 (1121 amino acids)
Biological process (GO): regulation of DNA-templated transcription
Molecular function (GO): DNA-binding transcription factor activity, RNA polymerase II-specific; RNA polymerase II cis-regulatory region sequence-specific DNA binding
Source: RefSeq, a predicted model, not a curated record